Galendromus occidentalis (western predatory mite) is the source of this 2495-nucleotide messenger RNA. Its product is annotated as putative phosphatidate phosphatase. Bases 121 to 1032 code for a protein of 303 amino acids. The transcript is spliced from 5 exons. Gene Ontology annotation, molecular function: phosphatidate phosphatase activity. Lineage: Eukaryota; Metazoa; Arthropoda; Arachnida; Mesostigmata; Phytoseiidae. The record is from RefSeq and is a predicted model, not a curated record. Gene Ontology annotation, cellular component: plasma membrane. Gene Ontology annotation, biological process: phospholipid metabolic process; phospholipid dephosphorylation; signal transduction.
GGACAAAAUUGAAUGGGCGAACAAUGGAUCGUCUUUAAGAGUGACCUAGUCGUGACGGAAAGCGCAGAGUUCUGAAGUCCGUUCGCAUUACUUUCUACAUGUUUAUGACCGGUGCUUAACAUGGGACUCCGGGACAAUUUGCUAUUUAUGGUCAUUGGACAUUUAGUGUGCAUCGGACUCGUCGCUCUGCCAGUACUCCUCUUCUACCUCAUCGGUAGACCGUACAAGCGGGGUUUCUUCUGCGAUGAUGAAUCUUUACGUCAUCCUUAUCACGACAGCACGGUCACGUCAUCUGUGCUGUAUGCUUAUGGAUUCACCUUACCGAUUUUCACUAUCAUCCUCGUCGAGACCAUAACUUCGCGCUCGGAUGUGACCGGGAUUCUACCUCAAUUUGACAAACCCUUCCUGACCUAUAAGGUUCCGAAUCUCGUACAGAGCAUUUAUCACAAUAUCUGGCCGUUUCUCAUGGGUGCUGCUGUGCAACAGAUGGUAACCGAUAUCGCGAAAUACACGAUCGGCCGGUUGCGCCCCCAUUUCAUUGCGGUCUGCAAUCCGAAGAACCUCGAGGAGCUCUGUAAAGUCCCGUACAAAUACGUCGAGGUCUACGAGUGUGAAUCGAAGUACUCUGAGGGCCAUCUCAAAGAGGUCCGCUUGUCAUUCCCGUCCGGCCAUUCGUCUUUCUCGAUGUUCUGCAUGCUGUGGAUUGUGCUCUACCUCCAGAAGCGCCUCACUUGUCCGUGCGUGAACGUGCAAGCUGUGAAACUGCUUCUCCAGUCCGGCUUCUUCUACAUAACUUGGUACACGUCGAUGAGCAGAAUAUCGGACUACAAGCACCAUUGGAGCGACGUGCUCUCUGGAAUGUUGAUCGGCGCAGCGAUUUGUUUCGCUGUAUUCUACAAAGUGGCGCCGAUCGCGAACAGAGAUUUGUAUAGGAUGGCCAGGACCUCCGAUCAAGGUAACGGGAACCUUCCGAUGCCGACGGAAAAUAUCCCUGUAACCUAUCGCAGCUGUGAAGCAGGCGUCUCAGCUUAGUACCUUGCGGUCCGCCUUGACCACCACUUGCUAAAUCUUUCCCGUCGGCUCCCGACUCUGUCGCGGAUCCUCCCGCAACCCCCGUCUACAGCUCGAAUGUCAUUCGCUGCGGUGCAUGAUGGAUGUGAAAAAGAAAACCUGCGAUGUUCAGGACUCCUUUCUCAGUGAAUGGAGUGCAAUCCGCCACGUAUGGAAUGCUCUGGUAUUAGCGACGCGGGAUAGUUCCCGUGCAUGAAUACGAAAUGUGGUCUUCUAGAAUUUUCUUGGUCCCUGGCCUCGGAAUCUUCUUGCUUUGAAUUUCAAAUCCCCCAUGAGCGUCGUUCAUCAAUGUUCUCACUGAUGGGACGAGGAUCGGUGUUCCGUGUGAUCCGCACUAUGCCUUAUACUCCGAGGAGAAAUAUGUCUGACCGCCUCCUAGGCUGACAGAUCCUCCGAAAAUAAUCAACGAAGAGACUACCAAUAGUUGGCGCAAGUCCUCGGUACGAGCGUUUGCUGCCUGCAAGAAGUCCGACUCACAGCUCACCUAUCGAAACUUCUCGAAACCGCUCAGGAUUCUGAAAUCAAUUGGGGCGCGGACCCUCGUCCCGGUCCUAGCAUUGGAGUAAAGUGUUCACGUCAAUGUCGUAAUUCGUGUUCUGUUCAUUCGGUCUCUUAGCAUGAGUAGAUCGAAUAUAACUGUGCUUUCUGUCAUUCCUCGUGAUUCUGAUCGACCAUACGGACGUUCGCCACACGAAAUGCUUGAUCUUUCUCGGACUCGAUCAAGUUUCAUCAUGACGCUUGUUCGUUUCGCGUUCGGACGUGACAGGAAUUUCUAGCACCUAUCCAUGCGAUCAUCCUUCGCAGAGGAAUGUAAAUAGUCAUGUCAAUCGGACCGACCUCACGGAUCUCGAUGCUGCAAGCGCUUAGAGAUCCGCGGAAUCUUUGGUGCAAUUCUGAGCGAGAAGUACGUGAAGCGGAACGAUUACAAACCAGACGAACAAGAUCAUAUUGCAGAUGACGCAUCGGAGAAUCUCCCUCUGAGUACAACGAAGCAGCCAUCCAGGUAGACAGCCUCUUGGAAAACACCCCUCAUUCCGAUACGCCUAUGACCUAUGACUAAAAUCCGUUGACAUCUUGUAAAUAAUAUACAGCCCGAAGGAAUAAAAUUUUGAUGCUUGUUCAUCCCAUGCCUCCUCGAUCGGGCACAGGAAGAUGGUUCCUCGCAUCGGAAUGAUUUAUCGAGAAUCACCAAACUGAACGGCUUCCAAAUCAGCAAUGUCUGUCCUCUUCAUAUAACUCCACCUCCUCUGUCCUCCAAAUUCAUCGCCAAAACGGAGAGGAUUAACCAGUUGUUCCCAUGGAGAAUCUCUAGACAUCUCCGUAAAGCCGAUGUUCCUGCCAUUUUCUCGCUUUACGCCUCUCGUGUCACACCCAUAUAAUUCAUUCCAACGCCCCCCCCUUUAAGAAUAAAGGAGUUAUUAUUA